Molecule: messenger RNA, 7903 nt
Organism: Oxyura jamaicensis (ruddy duck)
Lineage: Eukaryota; Metazoa; Chordata; Aves; Anseriformes; Anatidae
Gene: GTF3C4
Product: general transcription factor IIIC subunit 4
Exons: 6
Coding region: 66-2585 (839 amino acids)
Biological process (GO): transcription initiation at RNA polymerase III promoter
Cellular component (GO): transcription factor TFIIIC complex
Molecular function (GO): histone acetyltransferase activity; protein binding
Source: RefSeq, a predicted model, not a curated record
CGGCCGAGGGCUUCGGCGGCGGCGCAAGCGCGCAGCGGGCGGAGCGGCCGUGAGGCGGCGGUAAGAUGGCGGCGGCGGCCGGGGCGAGCGGGGGCAGCCCGGCGGCGGCGGAGGAGGAGCCGCCGCUGGGCCUCGAGUCGCUCGUGGAAGAGACGGCGGCGGCGGCGGCGUCGAGCGCCGGGUUUCGGCUGACGGCCGUGAGGCGGGAGCCGGCGGUGAGGCUGCAGCACGGAGUCAGCGGCUUGGAGCCGCUGGCCUGGUCGGAGGAUCACCGGGUGUCGGUGAGCACGGCCCGCAGCAUCGCCGUGCUGGAGCAGCUCAGCGACGUGCACGGCGGAGGGCAGGAGAUGGUGAUCCACCGCACCGCCGUGCCCGCGCCCGCCGCCGCCUGUUACCUCAAGGUUGGUCCAAAGAAGGAGGUAGCAGAAUGUAGGGAAAAGUUCUCCAGUUCUAUGGAUCCAACGGUUAGUCAAACUUUUAUGCUAGAUCGAGUGUUCAAUCCCGAGGGGAAGUCGCUGCCGCCAAUGCGAGGGUUCAAGUACUCCAGCUGGUCACCGCUGGGCUGUGACGCCAAUGGACGAUGCCUGCUUGCAGCUUUAACCAUGGACAAUCGAUUGACCAUCCACGCAAACCUCAACAGACUGCAGUGGGUGCAGCUGGUGGACCUGACGGAAAUCUAUGGCGAGCGUUUGUACGAAGCCAGUUACAAACUUUCCAAGGCUGACACUCCCAGGGGAGAACUAGAAGACUUCGCUGAAUUUCAGCGGCGGCACAGCAUGCAGACUCCAGUACGCAUGGAGUGGUCGGGUAUCUGUACCACGCAGCAGGUUAAACACAACAACGAGUGCCGGGAUGUUGGUAGCGUGCUCUUAGCAGUACUCUUUGAAAACAGUAACAUUGCGGUUUGGCAGUUUCAGCUUCCGUUUCUGGGUAAGGAAUCAAUUACUUCUUGCAAUACCAUAGAGUCUGGAAUAAGUUCUCCGAGUGUCCUGUCUUGGUGGGAAUAUGAACAUAACAACCGAAAGAUGAGUGGACUAAUCGUAGGGAGUGCUUUUGGGCCAGUUAAAAUUCUUCCUGUCAAUCUAAAAGCAGUCAAAGGCUACUUUACGCUAAGACAGCCCGUAGUCUUAUGGCAAGAAAUGGACCAGUUACCAGUGCACAGUAUCAAAUGUAUUCCACUUUACCACCCCUACCAGAAAUGUAGCUGUAGCUUAGUGGUGGCCGCAAGAGGAUCUUACGUGUUUUGGUGUCUUCUGUUGAUAUCCAAGGCAGGUCUGAACGUCCAUAAUUCUCACGUGACAGGGCUUCAUUCGUUGCCAAUUGUGUCUAUGACUGCGGACAAACAGAACGGCACAGUGUAUACGUGCUCCAGUGACGGAAAGGUAAGGCAGCUGAUUCCUAUAUUCACAGAUGUUGCUUUAAAGUUCGAGCACCAGCUGAUUAAGCUCUCAGAAGUGUUUGGCUCUGUGAGGACUCAUGGAAUAGCCGUUAGCCCCUGUGGUGCGUACUUAGCCGUUAUUACGACAGAGGGCAUGACUAAUGGUCUUCACCCCGUUAACAAAAACUACCAAGUUCAGUUUGUUACUCUUAAGACUUUUGAGGAGGCAGCCGCGCAGCUCCUGGAAUCUUCUGUUCAGAACCUUUUCCGGCAAGUGGACUUGACAGAUCUCGUACGCUGGAAAAUUUUGAAGGAAAAGCAUAUUCCUCAAUUUUUACAGGAAGCACUGGAUAAAAAGAUUGAGAGCUGUGGUUCUACUUACUUCUGGCGGUUUAAGCUGUUUCUCCUGAGGAUUUUGUACCAGUCAAUGCAGAAAGCUCCCUCAGAGGUCAUGUGGAGACCUUCGCACGAGGACACAAAAAUACUGGUCUCUGAUUCCCCUGGAAUGGGCAGCACUGAAGAUGAUCAAGAGGAAGGAACUUCUAAACGAGCCAGCAAGCAGAGCCUAUGUGACACAGGCAAAGGUACGGACAUAGAUGACACUGCCGAUGAUUCUCUUCCUCAGUCAAGUGAGAUAGGAGGCCACGAGCCAAUGGAAGAAAAGCUGCUUGAAGUACAGGCACAGAUUGAGGCAGUAGAAAUGCACUUGACACGAGAGCACAUGAAACGGGUGUUGGGAGAAGUUUAUCUACACACAUGGAUUACAGAAAACACCAGUAUUCCCACCAGAGGAGUCUGUGACUUCUUAAUGUCCGAUGACGGAUAUGAGGACAGAACAGCACGAGAUUUUUUUAGCACAUCUUCUGUGAUACAUAGGAGAACUGAAAACACUGCUGUAACCAUCACUGGCAUCCCCUCAGUGGUGCUGAUUGGGCAUAUCUUAAAGAAAAUGAACAAACAGACUUUUCCAGAGCACUGCAGCUUGUGUAAAGAGAUCCUGCCAUUCACUGAUCGCAAACAGGCAGUCUGCUCCAAUGGACAUAUUUGGCUCAGGUGCUUUCUAACCUACCAGUCCUGUCAGAGUUUGGUAUACAGGAGGUGUUUGCUUCAUGACAGCAUUGCACGGCAUCCCACCCCAGAAGAUCCUGAGUGGAUCAAGAGGUUACUGCAAGGACCUUGCACAUUCUGUGAUUCCCCUGUCUUCUAGAGAAGAGCUAUGUAAAGACUGACAAUAUUUUCACUACUACAUAAGCUCCCUUCAGUCUAGAAGGAUAUUGGGCACGGAAACAAACACUUCACUGAAAGGGAAGACAAUGUCUGUGACCCUGUAAACAGAACAUUGGAGGUUCUAGAAACUCCUUAGGUCCAGAGGUCAUUCCAUGCUCCAGAACCAGGAGUACAACUGGAAGACUGAGUUCAUAAAGCAAUCUAGAAACCCACUGACGUAUCAGCAGCUGGAUACACUUCCUUUUACUGAAAAGAAGCUGAAGUCAAGCUCGCAGCGUGAACUCUCCUUUCUGCCUGGCAACUGUGUGAUUUCCCAAAAGCUAGGAUGGGAACGGCGGAUCUGCCUCUUGAAUAGUCUUGGUGGGUAGAGAAGGCUUCAGCUCGUAGUGCUUGUUUGCUUUUUAACAAGUACUGGCACUUGCUGCAGAACAUUAAGCUAUCAAAAUAAUUUGUGGUUCUAAUUUCUUGCAGAGUGAAGCAAAUGCCAGUUACAGCCAUAUGAAAGAAAUGGGCCAUUUCUUUAGUUUCACUUAAAGUCUAGAAGACUAACUGCCUUUCAACUAUUGUAACAGUAUUGCAGUCAGAAGGGUCAAAUUGGCUGCCUGUGUCAAAUACGGAUCAGUAAGAAUAAUUUUUAAUGUAAUAAUUAUUAAACUAUUAGCAAAUUGAUUAAACAAUAAUAUAUAUAUAUAACUUCCAGUGCUCAUGUCUCUUGCCCCACUUUCUUUUUCCAAACGAAGCUCUAACCACUUCCUAGCUUUUGCCAGUAUGCCUUCUGUUUCACUGAACCCUCUACCUCCAAGAAUCGUCUUUUCCAGUGCAACUCGGUACCAAAACCAUUACCCAUUUACCAUAUUUGCAAUUGAACUGAGAGUCUCCCUGAUACAGAUGCUGUUUUACAGAAAUGGGGCACACAAGUCAUCACUCCCAGCAGGCAGUUCCUCAUUCCAUAAUGAUGCAGUAAAAGCAAAACAAAAACCCCAACAUGGCUAACACAUUACAGGCGAAGUUUCCACAGCUGGUCGUGGAGCCUGGUAAAGCUUCUCUCAUAUAACCCUGACUUUUUCUCAAGAGAUUCAUAAAUAUGCCAAUGAUGUAGCAUGGCUGAGCCCAGAAAUUUAUUCUGCUUUCUAACCGUCCUGUCAGAAAAAGAUUCUUUCUGUCUUUGGCAUCUAGUUCAUAUGGGGAGCAGGAGAAUCCUUUUCAACUUCCUAUGCAGCGUUAGAGGAAUAAUACCUCUAAAAUAUGUAUGGUUAUAUGGUACAGUUGUCUUGUUAACUUAAAAAACGUUGUCAAAUACUACAAAAUUCAUGUAUUUACAUUCCUCAGAAUAUGAAUUUGGACACUCAAAUAUGCUGCCCUGUUUGUGAUUCAUGACACUUCUGACUGUGUGUGACGUCCUCUGCAGCCAUUUGAGGAAAAAUCAAGGAAUUGUCCUGACAGUAUCAGUCUCCAGCAACGCAUGUGUGGAUUGGUGCCUACGUUUCCUUGAUUUGAUGACUAUGCAUAUUUUCUCAGUGUUCCUUAACCUUUAGCAGGAGCAAUUUUUUUUCAGCUAACACUAAAACACGUCAGCUGUCCUUACCAUCCAGUGUUUCAUGCAUUAAGCAUGACAGUGCUUUACUGAGAAUAAUAUUAAUAUGGUAGACUAGAGCAGCGUAAGCACAUUCAUCUGUAAAAUAAUUAGUCCUGUUUGUAAAUAUCCUUGGAAGCGAUACCAUAACUGUAUUAAAGAAAUGUUUAGUUUUUUAUUGCCAUGCACUGAAAACUGAAAUGGCUGGUGUGUCUGGACUGAAAGAAAACGUGGACUGUGAUAGUAUCUAGUAAAACAAAGUCGGAGUAACCUUGGUACCUAAUUUGUGCGCAGUCUGAGGCAGGCACUUUACCUGAGACAGCAUUUCUGUUCUCCUUCCCAGUGUUAAUGAGGCUUGGGGGAAACACAACAUCUAUUUGCAGCACGAGCUGAACAGAAGGGUUAAUUUGUGGUGGUAGGGGAACCAUUCUGAGCAGAAGCUGCAAGACCUUGUCCGGACGGUCCUGACCACUUCUCUCAGUGAGUAAACGUUCCAAUUUAGAGAUUCACCCGAUUCUGGAGGUAGGAGAACUUUCCAGAGCCAUGUAUAAAAGUUUUUCAAGUCAAAUAUAAUUUCUUUGAUACUGGUUUAGAGACCAUAACAACAUCUUGGUCUGCUGAAAUGUUUUUGGCUGGCUGACCAAAAGGUCCAACACGCUAUCAUUAGAUGAAAUCCUGGCGUUCACUUCUAGCAGUUCUCUUGAAUUUCCUUAGACUUGUAAUGCUUCAGCCACAUAGAAGCUAGUACACCUAGCACUAGUAUUUCAGCAUUAAUGUUUAUUUUCCUUAUCUUUCAAGGCAGUAGAUACUCAGUUUACCAUUGCCCGUUUGUUUAACCUGAUUUAUGACUGCUGGGAGAAUGGAAUUUUAAAGCCAAUGACGUCGGCUUUGUCUGCAUGCCAGUGGAGAUCCUUUAGCACAAAGCUUUCACUUCUCACCCUGUGCCAUUCACAACAGGUAAAGAGGUAUUGUGAUUUAUUUAUUUUUUUAAACAAUCCUUAGUCCCUAAGUGUAUUUUUAACUAGCGUAGACUUGAGUAGUGCAGCACACCUCAGAACAGGAACAUUUAACUUCUGAUGUUGAUCUUGCCGGAAUUUUCUGCCCAGCUACCAGCUGAGAUUUCUUUGGAGAAACCUUUAAUUUGUCUUGGACUCCUGACUUCACUUCUAGGAAUGUGGGGUUUAGUCCCAUUCCUCUUAGAGCACUGUAACAGCCUGCAGAGCUGCGGCAGCACCCUGCUGCGUUAUCCCUCGUGCUUUCCCUAACCAAAACCUUUGCUUUCAUGCUGUGUAUGGGGAAAACAAGUGGAUGAGGGUGGUACGAGCACCUGCUGCCAGGUCCUUGCACUAUUUUUCCAUGAACAGAGCUGCUGUCCCAGCUAGUACAUAGUAGAGCUGUCCAUGUUACAGCCUGGUCUGGUCUGAGACACAAAGUGAAGUAUUUGAAGAAUAAGUCCCACAAAACCAAUUUACUCACUAGGUCUUUGCCCUAAGCUUUGCAAGAUAAACGAAUGAAUAGUUAAAAGCUCUCGAUUGCCUGACCAUUUGGUGGUGAACACAAGACUUUCUUCUUGUGCUGACAACAAGCUUGUCACUCCUCCCCUAGAAUGAAGAAAUCCAAACUGCUCAACAGAUUAGCAGGACAGCUCUGGGCUGGUUUUGGACAGCUUUUUUGUGCCUUGGUGCAAUAAAUUCCAUUGUCUGAACUAAGGUGAAAGUUUGAGGUCAUUAUAACAGUGUCCUGAGUAUCCACACUGUACAUUUCUAAAGAGGAAAUACUGUGGUUGCUAAUAGAUACAUACAGGCAAUAAUUAUUUCCCUGAUUUUCUUAAGUUUACUAGGUUUGAUUAUGCAGCAUAACUCAAUUUAUUCUAGCCUCAAUGAGGGUUUCUCAACACGAAAGAACCGAACGCAAACAUUUAUAGUCCUAGUUAAGGGUUAACGAAUCCUACUUGUACUGCUAUACCUUCAACUGACAUUUACAGGAGACUUGUUUUUACAAGUUUUCCUCAAGUACAAAGCCCUUCCUUUAUUGCUUACCCAGGUUGUGAAACAGCGGGCAGCCUUGCAGGCACAGUUACUGGAGCCUCAGUUGCCACCUCUGGGUAUGGCAUCAGAGAGAGAACAAGGAGAAGAACCCAUCCCACUCCUCAGCCCUCACCACAGAGCAGGUUGGGGGUAAUCACUUAAGCUGUUGCUCAGUUUGACAACAUCUUUGGGUAUGAAACGCGCAAGGUCAGUAUAGUAGCAAUAUAGGAAACUUCAACAUCUGUUGCCGCACAGCACUAGCUUGUGUUAUUUUUGCAGCCAGAAAUAAGGGCGAUAGCCUCAGAACGCUGGUAGUCACGGCAAAAGGCAGAUUUAUAGUGAGUACCAAAAUUAACUAGAAGAAAAAGUUUAGGGGAUCUCAGUUAAUAACAGUGAAAUGCUCAAAGUAGUUAGCAGUGCUAUUUGUUCUCGUCCCCCUUUUUGCGUUCCCUUUUGGAGCUUUCUCUAUCAGGCCUGUCAACGCACAAAGUACGCUUGCAUUUUAGCCAUACAUUGACAAAGGCAGGGCUUUAUCCUUUAACCAGAGCUCGUACCAUCUUCUGUGUGGAAUGCCUGCUAGUGUACUGCUCCCCCCCUCCAUGUGGGCAAACAAGGACAACUUGGUGUCACUCUGUACACCUAGAUUCCUGCCCUACCUAUUGAAGCUGGAGGAAUCAGGACAAGAUUUUUGCCUUUUCUCGGAAGUCUCAGCCCGGGAUGGUUUUUCACAAUUCGUAGAGGCUAGCGUGUACGUACAGCCAUGUCUACAGAGCUUUUGUUCUCACUUCUCAUGGAGGGUCUCGUGUGACAGUAUGUACACUUAAAUUAGUCCGUGCUAUACUCAGCUCUAACUCAUACGAGGUAUGCAUUAAUACUUUACGCUGGAGGUGUUCCCAGACCCUUGGUGUCAGGUGGAAUAUUCUUAUUCUACCACUAAAUGUUAUUAGUGCUGAUUCAGUGUUUAGCUCUCUUUAUUUGCAAGACCUAGAACUCCCGCUGGUCUGUCAUCUGCGUGCAUGAUCUGGGUAGUGACCUCAGGAGUGUCACAGCUGCCUCUGCACAACUAGCCAGGACUGCUUUCAUUGUCGCAACGCAGCAGGUACACAGGGCACUUAUUAGCAUUAACUACACUACGGUUCAGAGCAGAAAGUGGAGUAAUUCCCUGUGCUGUCUUAGGCUGCAGCUGAAUCAAUCCAAAUGUGAAUAUCUGAGUUGGAGCAUCUUCAUCACAGAAGGACUCGCGCACUGCUGAGAGCCUACAGCAGGAGUUACAGGGUCAUGCUGGCCCUGCAGUACACUUAUUUAACACUAAAGUUAGGAAGCCAGUCCUGAAAAGGGAAGAAUCAAGAGCCAUCCAAAUGGAACUGGUCAGAGAAGAGUUUGAUUUAAUUGCUCUGCUAAUUUAAUUGAUCUCUUCAUGCUACUUCAAUUCCAUUCCAGGGUGCAAGUGUUGUAGCUGGCAGACCGCGUGGUCACCAGGCUGAAUGAAAAGCAAAGCUGAGUUUUAAUCUUUAGUUUCUGGAUUUUUCCUUUGAGACUUAGAUCAUGGAGGGUCUGACAAAGCUGCUGUGAAUAUUGAUGCUGUGUAUAUGGCACAUUUUGUAAACGUGAAGCAAACCUGGAUGAGUGUUUUGUAUACUGCGACAGUAGCAUUGUAAUCCUGCUCCUUUUUUAUUCUAAAAUAAAUAAAUGAAGUAC